This is a messenger RNA of Yarrowia lipolytica CLIB122, 1392 nucleotides long. RefSeq lists its product as uncharacterized. NCBI's taxonomy places the organism in Eukaryota, Fungi, Ascomycota, Dipodascomycetes, Dipodascales. Gene Ontology annotation, biological process: phosphatidylethanolamine biosynthetic process. Gene Ontology annotation, molecular function: ethanolamine kinase activity. The record is from RefSeq and is a predicted model, not a curated record. Gene Ontology annotation, cellular component: cytoplasm.
AUGUCGCAACCAACAUACCCAAUGUUCCUUCCGGACGAGUCGCUGGAAAUCCGAUCGGACUCGGAAAACGAAGAAGACCUCUCAACGUCCUCCAACGUGCCGUCGUCAGCAACCUCGCUCGAAGACGAAGGCAAGCUCCUCACACACCACCACGUCAUGCCCGAAGACACGGUCAAUCCCCGUGACUUUGUGGACGUGCGACGAAUCAUCCACAAAAUCUUCCCACAGUGUGUGUUUUCGGCCAACGACCCCCGUGUUGAAAUCGCUCAGCUCAAGGGUGGUAUCACAAACAUGCUGUUGCUGGUGAGCUACCCGAACCCCAGCAAGGACGGCGGUCGAGAUCACGUGCUUGUGCGGGCUUACGGCAACGGCACAAGCACCAUAAUCGACAGAGAUCGAGAGCUGGCCACCCAUCUUCAUCUUCAUUCCCAUGGCCUAGCCCCCACGCUUUACGCUCGACUUUCUAACGCACUCAUCUACGAGUACAUUCCCGGAAAGGCCGUGGAAUACACGGAUCUGAGCCGUCCUGAAAUUAUGAGCGGAGUAGCUAGCCGACUGGCCGAAUGGCACCACAAACUCGACAAGAAGGCCAUCGAGAGCGAAAUGACGCGCCUCAAGGCCCUGGAAAAGCCCAGCGAACAGAGCACGUCGUCACGGGACAUCUACGAGCUGCUGGAGGAAUGGAUCAACGUUCUUCCUCGGGAGACCGAUGCCCAGAAGAAGCGGGUUGAGGACGUGACCAACGAGUUGGCGUGGAUCAAAAAGACCAUCUCGAAUCAGGGAGGCCCUAUUGUCGUGGGUCAUUGCGACUUGCUCAGCGGAAACAUCAUUGUUCCUGAGAACUGGACCCCAGCGGAACUCAAGGGCCAUGGCAAGAGUCACCAGAAGCCUCUCACUGGGUCCCAAGCUGCGUUUACGGAGGAAAACAUUGGUCACGUAAAGAGAGAAAAGAUGACUGACCCUGCCAAGCCUGCGGUAGACGGAUUUGCUCCAUCCACUCUCACCUCCUUCAUUGACUAUGAGUACUCCAUUCCCACUCCCCGAGCAUUUGACCUCGCCAACCAUUUCAUGGAGUGGCAGGGCUUUGACUGUGUGGUUGAGCUCAUUCCCGAGCCGUCCACCUCCAACCCCGUGAUGCGAACAUGGGCUGCUCAGUAUCUCGAGUCUCUGGCGUACUUUGAGGGCAAGUCCGAGCCUACUAAGGUGACGGAGCAGGCCGUGGACUCACUCAUCACCGAGAUUGCAACCUGGUGGGGCAUGCCUGGUUUCUACUGGGGCAUCUGGGCCAUUAUCCAGGCCACUAUUUCGGAGAUUGACUUUGACUACGCAGAGUAUGCUGAGAAGAGACUGUCUGAGUACUACAAGUGGAAGAAGGGAAGAGAGGCAAAGUAA